Messenger RNA from Cryptomeria japonica (Japanese cedar), 2492 nucleotides. RefSeq lists its product as uncharacterized. The transcript is spliced from 18 exons. The record is from RefSeq and is a predicted model, not a curated record. Lineage: Eukaryota; Viridiplantae; Streptophyta; Pinopsida; Cupressales; Cupressaceae. Bases 307 to 1623 code for a protein of 438 amino acids.
CCCCAUAGAGUGCAUCCUUCUUUCAGACCACCUACAUAUGAUCAAGCCCAUCCAAACCUUUAGUACAAUAAUUAUUUAAAAUGGUUUUUAUUUUUUAUUUUUUUAUUUUUUUAUUUUUUUAUUUUUAACUCCUGAUCGUUUUUUCUAUUUCAAAUAACUUAAAUGUUUUCAACUUCCCUCGUCGUCAUCUGAGCUCUGGGUACCGUUGGUGGACCCGCUAAGUUCUAAUAUUUUGCCAGACGCUCCUCGAGAGUCGAUCGCGUGACCUUGUCGAAACCCCCCCCCCUGGAGUAAGCUGCAACAACAAUGGGAACAGAUCUCAGGUCUUCAAUGGAGCUCGGAUACGGCCUAGGAGAAUACACAUUUGCAGAUGCGAAUAAUUUAGAGCAUUGUGUAAAGUACCUGAACCAGACCUUGGUUAUAUAUGGGUUUCCGGCGUCUCUGGACUUAUUAACGAAUGACCCCGUCUCAGUAGCCCACACAUGCAAUUGCAUUUAUGCUCUUUUACAGCAGCGGAAACGUGAUAUUGAGUUUCGAGAAUCUUCUAAUGAACAAAGACAAAGAAUGCUGUCUGACAUGUCACGGCUUGAGUCCAAGGUUGAAAGGUUGGAGGCUCAGGUUGCAACAAAAGAGAGGGAGCUAGCUGCACUUACACGGACGGAACAAAAAGCCUCUGCUGCUUUCAAGGCUCAGAUUGAGAAGCUGCAACAAGAGCGUGAUGAAUUUCAAAGGAUGGUCAUUGGGAAUCAGCAAGUCCGGACUCAGCAGAUACAUGAGAUGAAGAAAAAGGAGAAGGAAUAUAUUAAGCUACAGGAGAGACUAAACCAAGUUCUAAUGGAGAAAAAGAAAGAAUCCAGGUCAGGCAUUGAGAUAAUGAACUUGCUACAGAAAGAGGGACGCCAACGUGGGACAUGGAAUGGAAAGAAGGCUGAUGGGGAUUUCUACAAAAUGAUUGUAGAUGCUUAUGAGACAAAGAAACAAGAUUUGAUGGCUGAAAAUGCUGAUCUGCGGGCUUUGUUACGUUCAAUGCAGCUGGACAUGCGUAAUUUCCUAAAUACACCCAGUGGGCUACCUAAACCAGAAUUAUCAGCAAAUGGGGGAGUUGAUGCUGAACCGCCUGCUACUCCAUUGGGUGGACGUACGGAUGUCUUUGAUCUCCCAUUCCAUAUGGCCAGAGAUCAAAUUGAACAAAGUUUGCGAACAAAAAUGGCUUCGAUAAAGGAACGCAUGCUUCAAUUACAAGAAGCACAAAAGGGAGCCCAAGUCACUUGUGAAGCUAGCGAACGUGAGCUAGAGUUGGAAGCACAACUUGUUGAAGCCCGCAGUAUCAUUCAAGAACAGGCUUCUAUAAUGUCAAGGCAUCUAGCUAAGAGUGAAAACUCAAGGAGAGUCAUGGGCCAUUUGGAUGCUGACAGGGAGUCAAUUCUUUCCACACAAGUGGAGGACAGGGCUACACUUCAGGGAAGAACUAAGCAGAUGGAGGCUGAGCGCUCGACUCCAAGAAGGAUGUCUAUGGAGCCUGAUAAAGAUUGUGCUGAGGAUGAGCCAGAAUCAUGGUUGACUCCAGCAACAGCAUGGACUUCAGAUGUGGGAGGUUCUGCAAAAUUUUCAAGAAAGAUCUGAUUUCUUUGCCAUCCAAUCAAAUUGCUAUUUCUGGCUUAUGUAUCCAACGAUGAAAAUGGAAUGCACCUUUGCUCCCUUGUGCUUAAAAGGAACAACUGGAUGGUGAGCGCUUGUGUUUGGGCACCUUAAUUUUUCUCUCCAAUUUCUUGACACUCUCUUUCAUAAACUUCAUCAGUUGAUUAAAUAGGAUGGUGCUAGAAAGGAUACAGUGACUGGUCCAGAGUCAGUGUGGUGGCAAGGCCCUCUGCAAUCAGAAGAUAACUGCAAUUCUGAAGCCAUGCAUUAUACUCUGCCCUGGAAUUUGGACCUCGGCAUUUUCCGUAAAGCAUAAUUUGUCAUCACUUAUAUUGUAUAAAAAAAUACACUUGUAAAUUUAUCUGACCUUGUGACUAUUCCAAAAUUCUUUUGAUGAGUUUUCUGCACUAGUUCAAAUGCAAGAUCUCAAGAAGCUAAAACUGUUCUUCCAUUUCAGGGAGUUCUAUCCUAUAUUAAACAUUACCUCAAUGAUUAAACUUACACGUAUAGUUAGAUGCAAGAAAAGUAAGGACAGAAAAUGACUGUUGAAUGGUGCAGAUUAAAAAUUUGAUCAUGUUUCGGAAUGCCAUCAUGAUAGCUUGUAACUAGGAAUCCUGAUUUUAACUAAUUUUGUAGCUCAAAAAAUUCAUAAUCUGUUCAAAUGGUUCAGCUAUGAGGUACACCUUAAAGUUGUUCGCUCUUGAAUUAUUUUGUCUUCGAUAGGCAUCCUCAUUACCAGCUGAGUCAGGCAGUAGAUAGAGUUUAGAAGUUUGUAAUUAUAUAUGGCACAAUCUGAUGAAACUGUUUUCAAGUUAUCAAUUAGCCUGACUCACGAGUUAGAAACAACAAUUUGA